AGUUAUAGCCUAUAUAGUAUAGAAUCAAUUGCUAUUUAAUGGAUCACAAAAAAGAAAAUGUGAAAAUAAUUUUAUUUCUUAUUUUACACAUUUAUAGCUUAUAGUUUAGUUUAAAUUCAAUGCUUUUCAUGCUAUUAAUACUUGAAGUGAAUGAAAUGUGAAAUGCAAAAGAUUUUUCUGAUUGAGAAAUAAUGCACAAGAACAUGCCUCAGGAGACAUCUCAAAUGACACUAAAAUCUAUCUCGAUAAUUUGUUCAAACGCUACUUCACAGAUAUGAAAAGCGAGAUUGAGAAAGCUGUCGUAGAAGUGAGUGAAAAAACGGACAAAAGACUAAACGAAAUCGAAACUGAAAACAAGAAACUUAAGGAUGAUAUAAAAGCAGUGAAUGUAAAGUUGCAAGAACUCACUAUUGCAAUGAACGAUACUGCCCAACAAACCCGAAAAAGUAGCGUACGUGUGUUUGGUAUCCCGGAAAACAAUUCUGAAAAUCGUGAAGACUGUGCAGAAGUUGUCUAUGAACACCUCAAAACUAAGAUCCAAAACUUUUCACCUGGGGACAUCGAGGUUGCUCAUAGAGUCCCAGGAGGCAAACCUCAGAUUUCUAACCGUUCAAAACCACGCCCGAUAUUGGUGAAGUUUAAAUUCAGAGGCGUAAAGGACGUUGUUAUCCGACAGAAAAAGGCACUUAAGGGAUCUGAUCUGCGUGUGUAUGAAGACCUUACUCCAGCAAACAGGAAACUUCUUUAUGAGCUCAAACAGCAUGAUGGUAUAUCCCAAGCCUGGACUGUAAAUGGAAAGGUGUUGGGUAAACUCGCCCGAAAUGACAGUAUUGUACAGUACACCGUAGGAGAUCUUCCCCUUGGACCGAAUCUCUAACAAACCAAUCUUACAAAAUGCCCUAGAAAUGGACUAUACAGUAUGUACAUACACUGUAUGCUCCUGUAAAAUCUUGAAACUUACGGCUUUUAGAUGUGAAUUUUCUGAAGCCAAAAUAGCUGGAAAUUUCUAGCUUGUGACUUAAAAUGACAUAUUGAUUUGUCCUCAUUAAGAGCAUUCAAAAAUAAUGGAUGUCUGUAUUUAUCUAAUAAGCAAACAAGUGAUUUGUACAUACACAACGAGAAACACUAUAUAAUAAACAUCAAUACGACGAGAUAAUAGAUUUAUUAUCCAAAUUGAAUAAUAAUUAAUAAGAUCAGUUACUGUUGAAUAACAUUCUGCCCGGGAUUUGUUAUUAAUCAUAUAGAAAUGUCUUAUCCGAACAGCUUACAUGUACGUAUUAUCCGUUGCGGCCAUUAACAAUUUUACAUAUCUAAUUAGCUAA
Molecule: messenger RNA, 1322 nt
Organism: Owenia fusiformis
Lineage: Eukaryota; Metazoa; Annelida; Polychaeta; Sabellida; Oweniidae
Source: the annotation of a GenBank genome assembly